This is a messenger RNA of Alternaria atra, 1473 nucleotides long. RefSeq lists its product as uncharacterized. Gene Ontology annotation, biological process: transmembrane transport. Gene Ontology annotation, cellular component: membrane. The record is from RefSeq and is a predicted model, not a curated record. The transcript is spliced from 3 exons. Gene Ontology annotation, molecular function: transmembrane transporter activity. NCBI's taxonomy places the organism in Eukaryota, Fungi, Ascomycota, Dothideomycetes, Pleosporales, Pleosporaceae. Bases 1 to 1473 code for a protein of 490 amino acids.
AUGGAUAAAUCUUCAGAACAGGAGAAACAGGAACAUCUCGAACAUGUUGAUAUCGACACAGCAAAACACCAGCAUGAACGAAUGCAAGAGGAUGGAGAAGAGAUAGACAUUUACGAUGAAAAGCAGAACAAGAAGCUCAACCGACGCCUCGACUUACGCGUCCUACCCUUAUGCUGCUGGGUAUAUCUCUUGAACUUUCUCGAUAGAGGAAACAUUGGAAAUGCCCGUGUGCUCAACACCGAAACGGGCGACGAUAUGCUCAGUAACACGGGUCUAACACCGCACGGCUAUGCUCUCACCGUUACCCUCUUCUCCGUCGCUUACGCCGUCUUCGAAAUCCCGAGCAACUUCGUGAUGAAGCAUUAUAUUCGUCCUUCUAGGUGGCUCGGUAUUCUUUUGUUCGCAUGGGGAACAUUAACCAUUGGGUUUGCAGGUGUGCAAAACAGUGCCACGAUCAUCGCGUUGAGGUUCUUGAUCGGAGUUUUCGAAGCGGGCUUCUUUCCGGGUAUUGUUUACUUCAUCACAAUCUGGUACCGCUACAACGAGCGCGCCGUCCGCAUCGCUCUCGUCAUCGCAUUCUGCAACCUUGCUGGAGCCUUCGGAGGUGCCAUCGCAUUCGGUGUUGGGCACAUUAAUGGAGCGGCAGGCCUCGAAGGGUUCCGGUGGCUCUUCAUCAUCGAAGGCAUCAUCACUUUACUGUCCGCCUUUCUGCUGUGGUUCUGUCUGCCGGAUUACCCAGCUCGAGCGAAGUGGCUCAGCAACGCCGAGAAGAAGUUCGCAGUUGAUCGUCUGGCCGACCGCGGUGGCGGUUAUAAUCAGGAACAUGCUAGCAGAAAGGAGAUCCUGGAUACAUGCUUCAGCCCGCGCAUGUUGCUGCACUACAUCGCAUAUGUAGCCGACGUCGUUCCUCAAGGGUCAUUUACUUUCUUCACGCCUACUAUCGUCACCGGCCUGGGCUACGAAUCCAUUCAUGCCCAACUCCUGACAGUUCCACCGUGGGUUGUGGGCUUCUUCGUUGCUAUUACGAUCUCUUACUCGGCAGAUCACUUCAACGCUCGUGGCUGGCAUAUCACAAUCGCAUCUCUUAUCGGAGGCACCGGUUGGCUGACCGCUGGUUUUCUUCCUGCCGACGCUUAUGUUCAGCGUUACGGCUGUUUAUGCAUGGCAGCUGCGGGAGCCUUUCCAGCUGCACCUUCCAUGACGAACUGGGUGACUUGCAACUCGCCAAGCUUUCUCACUUUACCACUCGCUAUCGCAUUACAUAAUUCUUGUGCAGGUAUUGGCCAAAUUAUAGCGCAGUGGAUUUGGAUGAACAGCGAGAGGAGUCAAGGAUUCCCGACUGGAAAUUUCGUUUGUGCCGCGUGCAGUUUCUUGGUCGCAGCAAUAGCGACGAUACUCAGAUUAUGGUAUGGAAGAAUGAAUAAUCUCGAGAGAUCAGAUAGUAGGGGAGAUCAGAGGGUUUGGGCAUUGUAG